Pichia kudriavzevii is the source of this 1086-nucleotide messenger RNA. RefSeq lists its product as uncharacterized. NCBI's taxonomy places the organism in Eukaryota, Fungi, Ascomycota, Pichiomycetes, Pichiales, Pichiaceae. Bases 1 to 1086 code for a protein of 361 amino acids. The record is from RefSeq and is a predicted model, not a curated record. The transcript has a single exon. Gene Ontology annotation, cellular component: RAVE complex.
AUGACUACACAGUUCCACACUAGCAGGAAACUUAACCCUCAGGACAUUUCUGUUUUAGUAUCCCAGCAGUCAAAAAAUGAAAUUGGCUGGUACAUCUCUGAAAUUAUAGCCAAUCAACUAGAUCCAAUUAAGGAUGUGCUUGUAUAUUGUAAACGAAAUCUAGAAGAGUCAAAUGACACGCAAUAUAAGCUUCCACUGUCAUCUCAUCAGUCCGAAGUGGUCAAGGGAACAUUGACUAGAGAAAACUUCAAGAUAACAGAGCUACAUAUGGUUAUACACAGUCCUCACUUUAACAGUGGUAAGAAAUUCGAGUUUGUAAUGAAGUCACAAGAAUACAUCAUUAUAAGACAACUUCUGGAUUGUCACGAUGCCAUCGAAAACGCUAUUCACUAUAUGAACAAAAUUAUGGAAAAUGAGGAGAAUGAACAUACUACAGAGUUAUUUAUGAGAUACAUUGAUCAAAUUUGCACUCAGUUGAAAUUAGCAAGAGAGUCAUUGGCCCAUCCACAGCCAGUGUACGAAUUUCCCCAGCUUAGAAAUCCGGGCACCAUUUUUGAGCCUGUUUUCCCCAAAACAGGUGCAUUAGAUUUUAUCAUAAAUGAAGGGGAACUAAGUGUUGAGUUUAAGAGUCUUAAAAUUGUUGAAAAACGUCCUUGGAAUGUCAUAAUUGAUCAGAAGAAUCGACUGUCAUUUGCGGAUGUAGUCAGGAAACAAAUCUCAAAGAUGCGUGAUAUGCCAAUGAACAGAAUCAUUUCAGACGAGUACAUGAAAUACAUCGAAUGGAGAAAACAACACACAAAUGAAGGGAACCAUGAAGAGAACGGUAUAAGUGGGACCAUCAAAAACAUGUUUUCAUUUAAUGGGGAUCCGUCCUUAUCUACUUUGAUAAAACAUGCAAAUGCAUACUUGGAGACUUCAAUCACGUACAUUGACGACGACAAUGUACCUUUUGUAGUUCAAGUUGCUGACAGAUGUCAGGUUGUGACUUCUGAUCCGAUAUUACUCUCAAUUAGCGUAAAGCUUGAGAGUAUUGAUAAAACAAUGACACGAAUAAGCAAAAAUCUUUCUAGUAUUAGCCAAAUCUGA